Daldinia caldariorum is the source of this 339-nucleotide messenger RNA. RefSeq lists its product as uncharacterized. Lineage: Eukaryota; Fungi; Ascomycota; Sordariomycetes; Xylariales; Hypoxylaceae. Bases 1 to 339 code for a protein of 112 amino acids. The record is from RefSeq and is a predicted model, not a curated record. The transcript has 4 exons.
AUGUCUCGCCGCCACAUCGGGUAUUCUGGUAUCUACGGAAAGGGCGACCAGGCUAACUAUCGCCGAGACGACAUUGCCAACGAAGCACAGCACCAUAAGAUUAAUGCCCAAGGCUUCAGAACUAAGGAUCAAAACGAGGCAAUGACCAACAUGAUUGAGGAACACAUGCAAGAUGGCGUUGCAGAGCGUUAUAAGCAUGAUCCAACAUACAGCGCCACGAUGCACGGACAUAAGCCUUCGCGCGGCGCGAAAACCGACGCAGAUAUCCAACGGGAGGAGGAAGAGAUAAUAAACAGGAAGAAGGAGAAGACCGAUAGUCUGCCGGGGAAGAAGCUCUAG